GCGUGCAUAUAAUAGGACGGCCCACAUAAAGCCCCGCCUCAGUUGUCAUGGCUUUUAGGUUACCCGUAUCUUUCCUCCUCCUGUCACCACUUCGUAUAGCUGCGAGGAGCGGAGUCUGGAGCAGAGCCAUGUCUAUCAAGGUAGGGGAUCCAAUUCCUGAUGCACAAGUAUUCGAUGGCGGCCCAGGAAACAAGAUCAGUGUGAAGGAUGUGUUUGGCUCUGAGAAGGGGAUUCUGUUUGGUGUCCCAGGAGCUUUCACCCCGGGAUGUACCAAGACACAUUUGCCUGGAUACGUGAGUCAAGCUGAGGACCUGAAAUCCCGUGGAGUGAAAGUUAUUGCUUGUAUCUCUGUCAAUGAUGCCUUUGUUAUGAGCGAGUGGGGGAAAGCUAAUGGUGCGGAUCAAAAGAUUCGGAUGUUGGCUGAUCCCACUGGGAACUUCGUCAAGGCUGCUGGAUUAGGUUUGGACAAACCAGAGCUGCUCGAUCUCUUUGGGACCCAAAGGUGCAAGAGGUUUUCUCUGAUAGUUGAAGGUGGAAAGGUGAAAGCCAUUAAUGUGGAGGAAGAUGGGACCGGUCUGACCUGCAGUCUGGCUGCAAACCUAUUAUCUCAACUCUAAACUGGAAAUCUGCAUACACAUUAUGUCACUGUUCUUAGAAUUAUAGCUCUGCAGAAAAGUUAGAAUCAGGACUGGUUGUAUAAAUUACCAUAAUUACAUAUUAAAGGCAAUAUCAACUAUU
This is a messenger RNA of Rana temporaria (common frog), 738 nucleotides long. It is a transcript of the gene PRDX5, whose product is annotated as peroxiredoxin 5. The record is from RefSeq and is a predicted model, not a curated record. Gene Ontology annotation, biological process: cell redox homeostasis; cellular response to oxidative stress; hydrogen peroxide catabolic process. NCBI's taxonomy places the organism in Eukaryota, Metazoa, Chordata, Amphibia, Anura, Ranidae. Bases 48 to 617 code for a protein of 189 amino acids. Gene Ontology annotation, cellular component: peroxisome; mitochondrion; cytoplasm. The transcript has 6 exons. Gene Ontology annotation, molecular function: thioredoxin peroxidase activity.